Molecule: messenger RNA, 2128 nt
Organism: Tetranychus urticae (two-spotted spider mite)
Lineage: Eukaryota; Metazoa; Arthropoda; Arachnida; Trombidiformes; Tetranychidae
Product: kelch-like protein 6
Molecular function (GO): protein binding
Source: RefSeq, a predicted model, not a curated record
GGCAUAAUUUUUCAACUUGCAUUGCUUAAAAACUAUGAUUACCAAUGGAGCUUGAAGAGUUAUUACAGUUGUAGCAAGAAAAUGAUCAAUGUUUACAUUUUUUGUUUCUAGUAACCUAUUUACAUGUUUAAACUUAUUCAAUGAUUUAACAUCGACUCAAAAAUCAACUCAAUUGAAACAAACAUGGCAACUGUUGAUUUGUGUGACAAUAAAACAACUGUUACAGUUAAAAUUAAACAAAAUGCAUCAACUGGUCUUUCUUCAGCUUACAAGGACAGAAAAUUCAGUGACUUAAUCAUCGUCAAUAACGAUAAAGAAUAUCAUGUUCACAAGAUUAUUUUGUCUUCAUUCAUUCCGUAUUUCGAUAAAAUGCUUUCAUCCGGACUCGCAGAAUCAAAAAGUUCACGAAUUGAGCUGAAACAUCCAACGAAAAUAUUCGAUCUCAUAAUUGAUUGGGCUUAUUGUCAACCGAUUAAUGUAACCAAGGAAAAUGCUCUUGGAUUGUUUCAUCUUUCUGAUUACUUGGAUAUACCUGAUUUAGCGAAUGAAAGUUUAAGUUUUCUGUUCGAUCACUUUUCAAAUGAAGUUGUUGUUGAAAUUGAUCAUUGGAUUAAUCAAAUUGCAACUCUCAAAGCUCGUCAACUGAUUGAUCAAUACAUUUGUGAAAACUUUUGUGAUAUAAUUACAACCAAGAGUUUCUUGGGUUAUGAAGUUGAUACUGUUCAUUACAUGAUAAACCUGAAUGAAUUGAACAUUAAUAGUGAAGUGCAAGUGUUCGAAGCCAUCAUUAGAUGGAUUACCAUCAAUGCCAAGGAAAGACUUGUGCAUCUACCAAAGUUGAUAUUAGCUUUAGAUUGGAGUUCAAUCGAUAUAAACCAAUUUACUAACACAAUCGCUCAAAAUUUUUACAUUAAACUGUGCAAAGAAACACGACCGAUAAUCUUGUCAGCAUUUGAGUCGAUUUGUUAUAAUUCAUCCGAUCAAAUCAAAGAUGUAAAUUUAAUCAUUGGACCUCGUCUCAAAGAUCCUCCAAUGUUGCGUUAUUUAAUACAAGAACCAGAAGGAACAUUAACAUUGAAAAAUCUCCAAAAUGAAAGCAUCUCCUUACCAUUUGUUUGUGAUGUUAAUAUGACUUUCAAUAGAUGCACUGAUGAAUAUUUAGCUGAAUAUUUAAUAGACUCAGAUAAAUUGAUUCUAAUUAAUUGGAUUUCGAAAACUUAUCGAUUAACUAAUCAUUCCGUUUUCAGUAAACUGUUUGGGCGCAAUUUUGAGUUCAAAGAAGAUGGGAAUGUUUUCUUGUGGAAAGGGAAUCGUCCAAUCGCACUUAAACCAUUUCCCGGAGAAGUGACGCGUAUUCAUUCGGUAGCCCCUUAUAAAGGCCAGUUUUACGUGGUUGGUUCUAAUGAUCCUAGAAUUGUGGUAAUGAAGCUUGACCCGUGUGAUAAUGUCUGGACUGGUGUGGCUAAUGCUGGACAAUUGUUUGGACUAUCGUUUGGACAUGUUAACCAGUUGAAACAUGUGUUGUAUGACAACAAGUUGAUUCUGUUUCUUGACAAUUCAAAUUAUCAUAUUUACAAUCUCGAAUCAACUAAAUGGACGCAACAUGUUGGUUCAGGCCUGUGGAAUAGAACAGCUGAUCUUCACUUUACUCUUCAUCAGUCUAAACUGUUUCUCCUCAGUCAAGUUCAAGCAGAACUGUAUGAAUUUGAUUCAAUUGAAGAUACAUUUAAAGUGGUCAAAGGAAAACCAAUCAAAGGUACAAAUUUCGUUGGGUUAAUAUCAACUGAAAUGGAAGCAAAAUUAAAAGAGUUUGUUUUAAACUUUCGUCUGUUGGAUUCCAAGACUUUACGUAAAGUGCUGAUCAGAACAUGACAUUGCUUUUAUUUCCGUUUUUGCAUUUGCAAAUAAAGAUUAAGCCAUUUUACUGAAUUAAGGAUUUGGAUUGCUCAUCGUGACUUUAUUAACAUGAUAGUUUUCAUACCGAUUGAUCAAAAUAAUUUCACAUUUGAGUGCUAUGAAUAAAAGUUAUAAAGUAUAUUGUCUAAUCUUUGCUAUCAUUAACAUUUGUGGUUUGUAAAACUAAGUUAAUGAAACGAUUCCAAGUAAACUUAGCGUUGUAUUAUGUUAA